This is a messenger RNA of Colletotrichum abscissum, 1398 nucleotides long. RefSeq lists its product as uncharacterized. NCBI's taxonomy places the organism in Eukaryota, Fungi, Ascomycota, Sordariomycetes, Glomerellales, Glomerellaceae. The record is from RefSeq and is a predicted model, not a curated record. Bases 1 to 1398 code for a protein of 465 amino acids. Gene Ontology annotation, molecular function: metal ion binding. The transcript is spliced from 5 exons.
AUGAAGUUUGCACACGACUUCAAGGAAACGCUUAGGCGCCAAGACUUUCCGCCCCACUGGAUUGAUCAGGCCAUCCCUUAUGGCCAGCUAAAGAAGGUUCUCAAACGCGUCGCCAGGGAACUCAACGAUCUGGGGCUUGAUCCCGAGACUCUACGCCAACUUCUCGACCCGGCUAAUGAUUCGCCACUGGCCGCCAAAUACCGCCUCAAUGCUGCCGGGAACUCAAAGUUACUGAGACCAAAGCUGACUGUUUUGGUGCACAUGCGCGACGGUAAUGCCGUUGAUGCAUCACUAACGCCUGCAUCCCGUUCCCUCAUGGAACGCAUCGCCGCCUUGCAGUCCCACGAUCCAGCUCAACCGAUCCCGGCUGCAGCUCCCGAAGACAACGUACCAACCAAGUCGCCAGCCUCGUCUGCUGAGUCUCUUGCUAAUGCUGAGACUGAGUUGUCAGACACCCAGAGAUGUCUACAGGUCGAAGGCCAGUCAUCGCCAACAGAGCACUAUGAGCGUAUCGAAGUUCCACUUGUCUUUGAUAGUGAGUUCUUUGACAUUCUGCAGAGCGAUGUCAACAACCUGGAUGCACUUCAGGCAAAGGAAGAAAAGGCCAUGGUGACGGAGAUCGUUGCCUUGAGACAGGAGAUUUCACAUCUGACGAAACCCAGUCGCCUCUCCAAGAGCGACCUUGCGAGGUGGCGAGCCAUUUUCGAGCUGUACCUCGACGCCCAGGUCUUCUUCUCAACCAACGAGCAAGACCACGGGUCCAGAACCAGUCAGACGGCUGCGAAGCAGCUCCAGUGGUUCCAAGAGGAAAUCACAAAGAGGAAUCUCGUCAAAUCCUUCAAGAUUGCCGAGAGUCGCGAAGCCUUGGUUCGCUUCUUAAGUCUUAACGCCGUUCUCCUCAAAAACUUGCAGUUCCAGGAAAUCAACCAGGUUGCCAUCUACAAAAUUCUUAAGAAAUUCGACAAACGUACCUGCCUAGGUGUUUCGAAAUCCUUUCCAAUUCAAGUCCACUCCGACAAGCUGCUGGCCGACUCCGUGGCGAAAGACAUUUGCGCCCAAAUGUCCACCGAUUUAGUGUCAGUCGUACCGCAGAUUAGUGAUUAUUUGUGUCCAAUCUGCUUCGCUAUUGCCUAUAGGCCUGUCCGGCUAGCCUGCCAACAUAUAUUUUGCAUCCGGUGCAUUGUCAAGAUCCAAAGGCGGAACGAGAAGCACUGCCCUUUGUGUAGAGCAGACACCGUCAUGAGGGCGUCCGCGGAUAAUCUGGAUAUCCAACUAGAGAGAUACAUGCGCAAGUACUUCCCCAAGGAGGCCAAGGAGAAGCAGCGAGCCAACGAGAUUGAACGAGGCAUUGAGGACUAUGGUCCUGAGUACGUGCACUCUGAAUGCUCUGUUAUGUAG